AAAAAAAUAAUAAUCGAUUGGCAAAGUGAACAAAGUUUCAUGUUCGGGGAAAAUCCAAUUAUUAAUCGAUUGAUAAUCGAUUAUUAAAUAAACAGCAAAUAAAAAAAAGAUUAUGCCAUGCGAAAAAAGAAAAUUUUGCUUAUGGGCACAUUGCUGUUCAUGGGCUGGUGUACAAUACAGCUCUAUUUAUUUGUUCAUAAACCACAAUCACAACGAUUAAAAUCGGCAUUACCAUGGUUUAUACGUGGUAAUAGUGAUAAUACUGAAAUCGAUAAUUCCAUUUCAAAUACUGAUCAUUUAUCCUCAUCCUCCUCCUCAUCAUCAUCAUCUUCAUCAUCAUCAUCAACAUUAAGUCAUAAGAAAUCCGGUGGUGAAAUUGAUAAAAUAAUUGAUAAUAAUAAUAAUAAAAAUAGUGCCAAUAAUAAUAAUAAUAAUAAUAAUGUUAAAAAUGAUAAUAAUUUUAAAGAUAAUAAUGGCCGAAUUGUAAAAAAUACUAAUAAUAAUAAUAAUAAUAAUACUGAAGAAAACGAAAAAAUGAAAAUGAAAACAAUUGAUUUUGAUGAUUUAUCAUUAAAAAUUGAACAUCUUGAAUAUGAUCUCAGUCAACAAACCAAAUCAACUGAAGUGAUGUUACGUUUGCUCAAAAAUAUUGGUAAAUUGGCCAAUAUGAUGAACAAAACUGUUUAUGAAGUGAUUCAUGAUAAAAAAUUAAUAGAAAAAAUUAUUAAUCCACCAGUGAAUAAGAAACCCGUAAUUUGUGUAUUAUUAUUUGCGUGCAAUAGAAUAACAGUGAAAAGAAAUUUAGAACAAUUAUUUAAAUAUCGUAAUGAUUCGGAAAUAUUUCCAAUUGUUGUUAGUCAAGAUUGUAAUCAUGAAGCAACCAGGCAAAUAAUUGAAUCAUAUGGUGAUAGAUUGACAUUCAUUCAACAACCAGAUCAAUCCGAUAUACAAUUGAAAGGAAAAAAUCAGAAAAAAUUUAAAGGUUAUUAUAAAAUUAGUCGUCAUUAUGGUUGGGCAUUAAAUUAUACAUUCAAUAUAUUGAAUUAUGAAACUGUAUUGAUUGUUGAAGAUGAUCUUGAUAUUGCACCAGAUUUUUUUGAAUAUUUUCUUGCAUUAUAUCCAUUAUUACGUUCUGAUUCUAGUUUAUAUUGUAUAUCAGCUUGGAAUGAUAAUGGUAAACAAUCAUUAAUUGAAAAAGAUCCAACCAAAUUAUUUCGUUCAGAUUUUUUCCCAGGUCUUGGUUGGAUGUUGACUAAAGAUCUUUGGCUUGAAUUUCAACAUAAAUGGCCUAAAGCUUUUUGGGAUGAUUGGAUACGUGAACCAGAACAGCGAAAAAAUCGAGCCUGUAUACGUCCGGAAAUAUCACGAACACGUACAUUUGGUAAAAAAGGUGUUUCAAACGGUUUAUUUUUUGAAAAACAUUUAAAAUUUAUUCAUUUGAAUGAUGAAUUUGUGCCUUUUACUAAAAUGAAUCUAUCUUAUCUUUUAAAGGAAAAUUAUGAUGUUGAAUUUAUAAAACAAGUUUAUAAUAGUCGAUUAAUAUCAUUGUAUGAUUUAAGAAGUUUGCCUAUUAUUUCAAAAAAUGAUUUAAAACAACAACAACAACAACAAUUAUUGAAUGACAAUCAAACAUCAUCAAUGUCAAAAUUAUCACCAAUUGCAUCAAAAUAUUCAGUUCGUAUACAAUAUGAAACAAGGGAUCAAUUUAAAAAGGCUGCCAAAAUGUUCGGCUUAAUGGAUGAUUUUAAGUCGGGCGUACCACGUACCGGUUAUCAGGGAACUGUAGGUUUUAUCUAUCAUGGUUAUCGUGUUUAUUUAGCACCUAGUCCAAUGUGGAAUGGCUAUAAUGUUACAUGGAAAUAAUGAAUGAGACAACAACGAUUUUUCAUUUCAUUUCAUAAACUUUUUUUUCAUCAUCAUCCAUUUUUUUUCCUUUUUUUCUACCACUUUUUUCUUUCUGCU
Dermatophagoides pteronyssinus (European house dust mite) is the source of this 1962-nucleotide messenger RNA. RefSeq names its product alpha-1,3-mannosyl-glycoprotein 2-beta-N-acetylglucosaminyltransferase-like. Gene Ontology annotation, molecular function: alpha-1,3-mannosylglycoprotein 2-beta-N-acetylglucosaminyltransferase activity. Lineage: Eukaryota; Metazoa; Arthropoda; Arachnida; Sarcoptiformes; Pyroglyphidae. Gene Ontology annotation, biological process: protein N-linked glycosylation. Gene Ontology annotation, cellular component: Golgi apparatus. The record is from RefSeq and is a predicted model, not a curated record.